GCCCCUCAAACUCACAUGUGCCACCGGGAUCUGUUUGUAAAUUUGUGAUUUGUUGGUGGUUUUCUUUAUUCUCUUCGUUGUUUAGAAGCUUAAGAAUGGGACGCUUCGGUCCGACAAAACGUAAAAUACCGGUCCCGAAACGGCACGGUGUGCGGGAUCCACUGAAGCGCCUAGCAGAAAAGGAGGCCGCCAUUAAAGACAAAAUCAAUAACCCGCCGAAAGAGCACGACGUGCAGGAAGUUUCAAAUUCAUUCAAGCGCUUCAUACAACUCAAGGAAAAAGCGCACAAUGAUCCAGGAUACACGAGACAGCGCGACCGACCGAAGAUCAGCAUCGGUAGCACGGUGGUGCAAAAACAGGCCAAAGAAACGGAAUCGUCGUUCCUGCUGCGGGCCACCACGAUGCAGAAGGAGCGGGAAGCGGAAGUAAACUUUGGUGCAAAGUAUGGCGUCGAGGUCGAGCGCGACGAGCUUACCGGAGCGAUCCACAUUCGCAAACGGAAGGGCGCGGAAGUGGACGCUAUGCUGAAGAAACGGCUCCGAAACUCCAAAGCCGGAAAGGACGGCAAAAAGGGUGCAAAGAUACGGGAAGAAACGAAGGCCAAAAAACUCACACUGAGCGAGAAGAAGGCAAAGAAAAAGGAAAAGGAGCUGGAAAAGAAACGCCGUGAAGAGGAUUUGCUGUUGCGCGAGUACCAGUACGACAAAGUUGAGUUUGGCGAGGUGGUUAAGGGGCCACCGACGCUGAACACGUUACCUCGACGAGCCGACAAACAGAACGGUGCCGCACGGCCUGGAAGUAAACGCCUACUGCUGCAUGCAAUGAUAGAACCACAGUCAGACGGGGUGGACGAUCAACAGCAAACACCAUCGAAGAAGGCUAAACCAGCGGUAACGACGAAAAUUGAUCUAAAGGGUAAACGGAAGAAUCUUCCGGUCGCAACACGAAUGAAGAUCGAACGGGAACAACAAAACGUGAUCGAGAUGUACCGUCAGCUAAAGAAGAAUGCGCAAAGUAAAAAAUAAACUACUUUCUAGGACGUUUA
Messenger RNA from Anopheles aquasalis, 1045 nucleotides. RefSeq lists its product as uncharacterized. The record is from RefSeq and is a predicted model, not a curated record. Gene Ontology annotation, cellular component: nucleus. NCBI's taxonomy places the organism in Eukaryota, Metazoa, Arthropoda, Insecta, Diptera, Culicidae.